Pseudonaja textilis is the source of this 4976-nucleotide messenger RNA. RefSeq names its product NCK associated protein 5 like (gene NCKAP5L). Gene Ontology annotation, biological process: microtubule depolymerization; microtubule bundle formation. NCBI's taxonomy places the organism in Eukaryota, Metazoa, Chordata, Lepidosauria, Squamata, Elapidae. The record is from RefSeq and is a predicted model, not a curated record. Gene Ontology annotation, cellular component: microtubule plus-end.
CCGCCUUCACACCACCCAACAAUAGCAGGCCCCGAGCCGGGCCGUGUCGCGGGAGGAUGCGCCAAAGGCAAAAGUGAUGAAGGGAAGCCUGGAGGUUGGGCUUGUCAUAGUGUCCAUCAUUGGGCCCCUGAAGACAGGAAACGAUGUCUGAAAUUGAGCUGCAGUGUGAGAUGAAGCCAGAAGGGGAUGGCCAUGAGCCAAGGACACCCCAGGAUCUUCUGCAGAGACUCCGAGAGCUAGAGGCAGAGAAUUUGGCGUUGGUGCAAGCCAAUGAGAACCAGCGGGAAACCUAUGAACGCUGCUUGGAUGAGGUAGCCAACCACGUGGUACAAGCGCUAUUAAACCAAAAAGAUCUCCGUGAAGAAUGCAUCAAGCUGAAGAAACGGGUCUUUGACUUGGAAAGGCAAAACCAGGCUCUCAGUGAUCUUUUCCAUCGAAAGCUGACUUCUGGAUCUCUCUCCCAGACUCCAGCCCAUCCAGCUUCCUUGCUCUCCAGUCCAUCCCCGAUCUCCCAACCAGGCACAGUAGAGAAGCUCCCGGUUUCGUUUCCCCUGGGACGGUGCCUGUUGCAGAGAGAGGUCAUCUCUGGGGAACACUGUCUGGAAAUUCCUGGAUCUAAUCCCCAGUCUCUGGAAGCUCUCUCCCCUUUCCUGCGGAAGAAGGCCCAAAUCCUGGAAGUGCUUCGUUCCCUGGAAGAGAUGGACCCUCUGCUUGCCUUUCCUUCCCCUUGGAGACACCCAGGGCAGCUGAGCUCCCCAGAAGGAGUGACGGCAGAAGCCUGGCCAUGUCUGUUGCUGGCUCAGGGGGAAGGAGCGCCCGGGCAGCCUCCGCUGAAAAGUGAGGGCAGCUCCUCCUCCUCCUCCGAUGAGGCUGGGGAACCUGAUCCUCCAGAGAAAGGACACCCGGGGCAAGUAUUGCUGAGUGCCCUGGCUGAACACAAGCUGGAAUUAGGUGAGGUGGAGACCUACCUGCAGCAUGUCCUUCGGGAGGCUGGCGACAGUGCCCUGCUCAAUGGGGAGCCCAGUGGACCCUGCUUGAUGGGAAACCCCGAAGGGCAGGCCAGGAGCUACAAGCACAUGCAGGCUGUGAGUUGCCUAGAGGCCUUGGGGCCUCCCUCUGCCUCCACGGAGCCGGCCUACCUGAGCGUCCUGGCCUCCAGCGAAGACAAAGAUAAGUCUCAGCAGGGGCUCCCUAUCCCGUCCCCCUCCAAGGUGCUCAAAUUGCUGAAAAUGCCACCGCCACCCAGCCACGCUGCCCUUCGCCUCAGCCCGCAGCUCACCCGCAGCUCCAAAAUCCCCUGCCGCAGUAACACAUACGAGGUGUACCACUCCCCAACGCCAAGCCGCAAGGGCUCCCCCGACAGCCCUUUUCCUGCUGACUCUGGCAUUGGCGGAGGGCAUCCCUCCCCCAAGGCCGGCCGACCCCUUGUCCCAGAGUCCCCUCCCAUCGCUCCCACAUUACCAGACCCUUUUGGGUACCACAAACCCCACGAGUACGAGAACAUCUUAGAGCUGACCCUCAGCACUGCCGUGAGCUCUCGGUCCCCCUCAUCCCGUGAAACCAAACUGGAUGCACCUGAGGCACUCCUGCCUUCCUGCCGCUUGGCUCUUCAGGCAGUGCCGACCGGUGACGUCCCUCUGGAGCCCUGCCCUGCUGGCCACCGAGAAAAGUCGGGCCCAGAGAUCAGGCGCUCGCCUCCUCUGGCCCGCAGGAACCCCGACAACUCCAAGAGAGGCGCCAGCGGCUCUACCAAGCGGAUGCUCGAGGUGGCAGCCAGCAUGCCUUUCAAAGAGCGGCUGACAGUGCUUGGGAGGUUGAAAGGGGCGGAAGGGAAAGAGGGACCGGGCUUUGAGAAGGGGAGGGCCCCAACCCGGCCAGGGGAGCGUGGGGAAAGCCUUCCCGAUGCCUACCCCAGGCUGGGCUCUGGGAGCAGCAGCCUCAAGCACCCUGAGCCUUGCCAUGCGAAUGAAUCAACCCCUCGUUGCUACUCUUCCCAUUCUGUGGGUUCCCGUGGCAACGACGCUGAGCACCAGGCCUCCAAGAAUCGUUCCCUAGGAACGCCAGCAAACAGAAAUCCCUCCAAACCCCUGCCGCCCGGGAAGAAUGCCAAGAGUCCGCACGGGAGCCCCACCAAGUUACCGUCCAAGUCCCCAACCAAACCCCCUGCUCCAGAACCCAAGCCAUGCCCACCCACAGCCAAGGCACACAGCAGUUUUGGGCGCAAGCAUCCCCCUGGUCCUGACCAGGCCAAGGGCAAAGCUGGGUCUCCCGCCAGUAUUGAAGAAAAGGUGAUGAAAGGCAUUGAAGAGAACGUCCUGCGAAGGCACAGAGGUGGGCCGGCCCCAGGGGAAUCCAAGCAGAAGAAUUCGAGUGGUCUUGCCAGUUGGUUUGGCCUGCGUAAGAGCAAGCUGCCUGCCCUCAGCCGGAGGCCGGAGACUCCCAAAGCCAAGGACAGCAAAGCCGGCUCACGCAAGCUGGAGUCGGAAAGCUUGAACAUUUCCAAGCUCAUGGAGAAGGCAGAGGACCUGCGCAAAGCCCUGGAGGAGGAGAAGGCCUACAUCAACGGGCUGGCCCUGGACAAGCCUCGGUCCCACACCUGUGACACGGGACACAGCCAGCUCACCCUUAUGUACCAGGAGGUGACUGCGGAGAACUUCAUGCAGCAGCUGCUCAAUAGGGUGGAUGGGAAAGAGGCACCGUGUGAGUCUCAUCUGGAGCAGAAGAAUGAGCUACAGGGCCUUCAAAGAGGCCUGCGUGAUGCCAAAGAUCCCCGCCUUAUCCGUCCGCCACGCAACGGUAUUGUUGGGCACCUCCAUGCCUGUCCGGAAGCUCCAGACAAGCUUCACGAAGCUGCCUUGCGGGAAGAGCUGCCAUCUGAUGACAGCUUGGCUGAACUGGUGACCUCCCAGCACUUUGCCGUGUGUAGUUCCUUGACACGGACUCUGGACAGUGGAAUUGGCACAUUUCCCCCUCCUGACUACUGCAGUGGGAUGCCCUGCAAGAGUGUCCCGAAACUGAGACCUCGAUUGGAUCCUCCACCAGCAGGACCUCUCCCACCUAGAGGUCCCCCACUUGUCACCAGAGUGCCCCGCAAAGCCCGAACGCUGGAAAGGGAGGUGCCAAGCGCAGAGGAUCUGAUGGGGCCUAGCAAGCACCAAAGCAUGCCAGCUUUCCAUGGCAUCUUAACCAGUGCAGAGCCAGCCCUCAGCCGCCAUGAUCGCAGAGGCUGCCUGCAAGAUCUCUGCAGUGAAGCCAGCAAUCCCCGCCGUAUCCAACAUGGCAAGAACUGGACUUUCCCUAAUGCCAAAGCAUCAGCGGGCAUGGAUCCCUUUCUCUGCUCUCCUGACAGGCUGGAAGAGCUCCAUGGUUCUGCAAUGGGUUCAGCUUGCAAUGUAGUCGAGAGAAGACGGGCGUCCUCCGAAGGGCCUCAGGCCUCCCCGGCCUUCAGCACCAGCAGCAGCCGAACCCCCAGUGCUUCUGAUGUGGGUGAAGAGGGCAGCACAGAAGCCUGUUCCAGGGAUAUGGGUCCAGAGGGCCAGCCAGGCCUGGAGAACUCGGAGUCCCUCAGUGACUCUCUCUACGACAGCUUGUCCUCCUGUGGCAGUCAGGGCUGAAAAGCCUCUCGAGGGAGAACGAGGGCAUAGACUUCCUGGGUUGACACACUGCCACAUGCUCCUGCCUGGUGCUUUGAGGGCCCAGCGCUUGCCCAUAGGAUCCUGCUUGAUUCUUCUAAACCAAAUCAUGACCUGCACCAGAACGUAAUGUGUCUUCCACACCAGCUCCCUGCCCAUUCUUAAGCAGGGAAAUGGGACUUCUUCAGCAGGGCACCACCUGACUUGCCUAUUAAAAGAGACAGGAAGGGAAGGGAAGGUGGGCAGGAUGGGAAGGGGUUGUGGGCAUCUUCACCUGUUUGAAUGGCAUCAAUUGGGGUGGGGUGGGGGUUGCACACCUAAGUAGUGUCCCUUUGGUGAAAGCACCGCGAGUGGGAAGGGAGUCCAAUUGGUCUUGUUCAUCCAUUAUGCAACUUGGUGGGUUUGCUGUGGAGGAAAAUGGAACCAGGGAUGGUUACGGGUUCCAGGGUACAUUAAGCAGAGAUUAUCUCCCUUAAAAGGGAAGUGAUUCCAAUUCACAUAUUGCACCAGCAGAACACUCUCUUGCCCUGACCUCCCUUUUGCAGGCGGGAAGGGGUGGUGCUAAUUACGAUGCCCUUGCCAGGGGGAGGAUUUUUUUCCCCAUCCUUGUAUCUAUCCAAACUGCCCUCCUUACCUCAGUGGCAGUGCAGUGCUUGCCUUAGCAAAAUUACCGAAGCCCGCCCUUCCACCCCUUGACGCUUAAAAAGCAUGUGAAAUUUUGCCAAAACCAGGACUCCCGUCCAUCGGGAAAGAGGAGUGAAGUGGGCCUUCCAUCCAUUUCUUUCAUUCAAGCAUGUGGCUGCUUGGGGGUGGGGUGGGGGGUACCAAACUGAUGUCUAGGGGGUGCGGAUGCUUGACGAGAAGGACCCCUCUUGACAAGCAUCUUAAUGUGAGUAGGUUCACUUUUCUCUCAUUGUAUUUCAUCAAAUGGUCCCUCCCUCCUUUUCCUUCCUUGCUCCCAAAUCCAGUUGAAGGAACAAGAACCUUAGAGCUACUGUGUGUCUGGGUUAGAUAACUUGGGCCUUCACUUCUUGCUCCCUUUCUGUGUAAUCUUUUUCUUUUUAAUUAAGAAACGUUAAGUUAUUAAUGUUGUUGAUCUGGUUUCCAUGCAGCCUAGCCGCGUUCUCUCCCAUCCUUGUUUCCACGGGAGCUGUUUUGGUUCCCUAGAUGGUGCUAUUUUGCUGUGUGUACAGGUCCCCUUUCCCGAUGAGUCUUCCUUUUUGUUGUCUUUUUUUUUUUUUUACUUCGAUAUAUUUUAAAACAUUAAGAUGUCUUUUGCUCCUUUUUUAUUUAUAUAAGUUAUUGUGAAAUGAGGCUGUCUGUUGUCUUGAAUCUCCUAGAAAA